AUGGCGUCUCACCAGCAGACCAGGAUCCAAGCCUACCUGGAGAAGAAUAAGAUCGGUCCCCUCUUCGAGGAGUUGAUGACCAAGCUGAUAACGGAGACACCUGACCAGCCAAUCCCAUUUCUAAUUGAUCAUCUUCAGUCCAAACAGGGGAGCCGCAGUCAGCUUCAGAGGACGCUGUCUGGCUCUGCCGCCCUUUGGGCAGAAAGUGAAGUAUCAGAAAAUAAAGGAACAAGGAGAGAUUUUAGAAGUUACGACAAACCUUGGCAGGUAAAUGCAAAAAAGCCUAAAAAGUCAAAGAGUGACCUUGCCGUGUCCAACAUUUCUCCACCGUCACCAGAGUCCAAGUCAUUGCCAAGGUCAAUAGAGCAACCUAAAUGGGAUUGGAGGACAAAACCGGAGAGCCAUGAUUUUGAUGAACUAAAUCAUAUUCUUCAAGAGAGCAAAAAACUUGGAAAAGCCCUUGAGAAUCUGUCUCGCAGCAUUGCUGUUUCUGAUGAACUUGAUAAGGACACGGCAGGUUUUAACACCCCCCUUCUAAGACCUCGUGUGAUUGGAGAAUGGGUUGGCCGUGAAGAGAACGAUGCAGAUCCACUGGCUGCUGAGAUGCUGCAGCCACCAAUACCAAGAAAUAAAAAUGAACAGUGGGACAGUGAGGAUAGCAGCAGCCCUGGAGGAAGCUUAAAAAUGGAGCCAAAGACCAAAGGACUAAAACAACAACAGCAGCAACAUAAGAAAUUGCUGGCUGCCAUGCUUUCUCAGGACUCCUUUGAUUCUGCUCAAAGCACAGCCCCAUCUGUAACUGAAGAAGAUAUUGACAAUGAAGAUGAUGCAAUGGAACUGCUGGAGGAUCUUGAUGAUCUAAGAAUGGAAGGAGUAACAAGUGUGAUGUCUUCUGGGAGCAAAUUCAAUCAAACUCGAAGUGCUCAUACGGCUGAGCCUCAAGCAAAGGUCACACUGAAUAUCUGUGCAAGAUGUGCCAGAUUGCAAGGAGAUAAUUUGGCAGAAAGGCCGGAAGAUGUCUCCGUUAUAUCUCAAACAACUGAGCCAGUGGUGUCAGACUCUGAUGCUCAGGUACCUGGGGUUGAAACACUUACAGAAGAUACAGAUGAAUUUCAGAGUGGCUCUCAAAUGGCAGGAUCUUCUCAGACAGUUUGGCCCCUGGAUGCCACGGGUGUCAGACCUGGAGGUUCCCCAAGGCAUAUACUCUUAAAGGACUCCUUAACAGCAAAAGAACUGCAGACCGUGGAAAAACACCUAGCUGAUAUUGAGAAGGACCUAGCGCUAUGGGAAGAAGCAACACUCUCAAGAAGCCCUGGUAUCCAGCAUCAUAGUUUAGUUAUGUCUGACCAUCAAGGCAAUCUUCAAGCUACACAGGGCCAAAAUCCAAGGCCUCCAGUGCCAACUCAGACAGGGAAGAACAUUCAGCUCCAAGGAAACAAAUCACCGCCUCUGCUCGCUGCCAGCAGAACGCAAGUCUCCAGUGUUGCAAACAGUAGGCCUCCUACACCUGGUACACAAACCAACAGGCCACCAACUCCGUCAGCUCCAGGGAGUAGACCUGUGACCCCAAAUAGCUUGCUGUCGCGACCUCUUACCCCUAGCAAUCAAGGAAAUAGGGAAGGCUUCAUUAAUAUGCAAAGAAGCAGAUCUUUGACAUCUAAGAGCCAAAUGGGGAGGACCCUCAGCGCUGCUUCAGGGCUCUCUGUGCAAAUGAGUGGAGACAUUGUUGGAACUGUCACUACUCAGAGAAGCAGUUUAUCAGAAGAUGAAUUCUUACAACAGCUUCAGCUUGUUCAUCAACCUUGGAUAUUGCCGAGUGACACAGAAAGUGAAGGAGUGGAAGCAGACCAAGACAAAUGUGUGGAUACUCGUGAUUGUCCAUGA
This is a messenger RNA of Calypte anna (Anna's hummingbird), 1884 nucleotides long. RefSeq names its product chromosome 2 C8orf34 homolog (gene C2H8orf34). Bases 1 to 1884 code for a protein of 627 amino acids. The record is from RefSeq and is a predicted model, not a curated record. NCBI's taxonomy places the organism in Eukaryota, Metazoa, Chordata, Aves, Apodiformes, Trochilidae. The transcript is spliced from 14 exons.